Schistosoma intercalatum is the source of this 5159-nucleotide messenger RNA. The record is from the annotation of a GenBank genome assembly. Lineage: Eukaryota; Metazoa; Platyhelminthes; Trematoda; Strigeidida; Schistosomatidae.
GAGUUGCUCAAGGUCGUGUUAGCAACACAGUGGCAAUUUCAACUAGGUGGUGACUUUCGCACCAUUUUCAGUUAAAAUACUUAUUAUUGGAAGGCCCUUUUAAGGAGUUUAACUCUCUAGAGCCUGAUGUCUUUGAUAAGCGAGGUCGGGUCCUCUUUGCGUAAAUAUGUUUUUGAAAAACUUUCCAAAACACCCGGAUGGAAGGUUUUGAUUAUGGAUGAUGCUGCCACACGUGUAUUAUCAUCAUGUUUCAAGAUGCAAGAUAUAACUGAGUACGGUGUAACUCUUGUAGAAUCUCUAAACUGCAAGCGUCAAAAACUAAAUAUGCAUGCAAUAUAUAUCAUGAGGCCCCGAAGAGCAGAAAUAGAAUUGCUUUUACAAGACUUUCCUGAAUCAAAUCCAACUUAUUCCGCUGCGCAUGUUUUCUUUUUGUCUUCUUGUCCGAACGAUUUGCUUAAUCAGAUAAUUGCUUCACAAGCAGUCCGACGUAUUAUGAAUAUGAUUCAAUUGUCGGUGGAUUUUAUUCCCUUGGAAUCUCAUCUGUAUUCACUAGAAGCCACGGAAAGUGCUCAACUUUACUUUUUGCCGUCAGAUAUUGUUCAUGACAAACUCAGUCGAAUCGACCAGAUUGCAGAACAACUUGCUUCUGUUUGCAUAACUUUGCAAGAGUAUCCAAAAAUUUGUUACCAAAAGACAGAGAGUAACCUCGAAUUGGCCCGUCUUGUGCAAGUGAAGUUAGAUACCUAUAAGAGCGAUAACCCGAUUUUGGGUCAGGGCUCACAUAAAGAUCAAAGUCUUUUGUUGAUUGUUGACCGAAGUUUGGAUCCCGUUACUCCUCUUUUGCAUGAAUUGACAUUACAGGCUAUGUGCUAUGAUUUGCUCACUGUGGAGGAAAACACAAUCGAGUAUAGUGGAAAUCGCAAAGCAAAUGUUGCUGAUGGCGAUGCACUGUGGAAAGAAUUUCGACAUCAGCAUGUUGCAGAUGUCACGAGGGCACUUCCUCAACGUGUUCGUGAAUUUGCUGAAAGUAAAAAACAAUUUGUUGAAUUCGAAGAAGCUAAUUUGGAUAAUGUUCCAUCAAAAGAAGAUACAAAUAAAAAUACUGUCGAUAUAAGAGAUUUAUCUGAUCUUAUCAAACGUAUGCCACAAUAUCAAACAGAAUCGGCUAGUUAUGCAGCUGCUUAUCAUAUUGUUGAGACUUGUAUGGCUACAUUCAAAAAAGGUGUUGAUAAACUAUGUGAAAUUGAACAAGAUCUUGUGAUGGGUGAGAAUGCAAAAGGAGAACCUAUAACGGAUCCUAUGCGUGUAUUGGUUGAUAUUUUCAAAUACGAUUUUACAACAGUGGAAGAACGUUUACGUCUUUUACUUAUCUUUACUCUUAUAAAAGAGGGAUUUGCAGAAACACACUUAGAUAAAUUGUUGGAUUGUGCUCAAGUUGCACGUUCGUUCAAACCACUAUUUGCAAGUCUUUCAUUCAUUAUGAAUGCUCAAUUAAUUCAAUCUGAUCCCGUCACUAUAUCGUUGCCUAAUCAGACAAAUGUCCCACAAUAUCAAUUGGGUAGAUGCGUAUCUCUUCUACGUUUACCACCAAUUCCAAAAGUUAGCCAAUUAUUACAAACAUACCUUCCAGUAAAAAAGAAACGUGUAGAUCGUGUUAAUGCUAGUUCAUAUGCAUUAUCACGAUGGACACCGUAUAUUUUAGAUAUUAUGGAAGUAAGUUCAAAUAUUUUGGUAGUUUUUUUUUGUCUAAUUUUUUUACUACUUACUAUUCUCCGAUACAACACAGAAUGCACCAAUCCAAUCACAAUUGACGGAGAAGAUUUGGAAGAUGUAAAAACCUUUACGUAUUUGGGCAGCAUCAUUGACGAACAGGGUGGAUCUGAUGCAGAUGUGAAGGCGCGGAUCGGCAAAGCAAGAGCAGCAUAUUUACAACUGAGGAACAUCUGGAACUCAAAGCAACUCUCAACCAACACCAAGGUCAGGAUUUUCAAUACAAAUGUCGAGACAGUUCUACUGUAUGGGGCAGAAACCUGGAGAACUACAAAAGCCAUCAUCCAGAAAAUACAGGUGUUUAUCAACAAUUGUCUACGCAAAAUACUUCAGAUCCAUUGGCCGGACACUGUUAGCAACAACGUACUGUGGGAGAGAACAAACCAGAUGCCAGCGGAGGAAGAAAUCAGGAAGAAGCGCUGGAAGUGGAUAGGACACACAUUGAGGAAAGCACCCAACUGCGUCACAAGACAAGCUCUCACAUGGAAUCCUGAAGGUCAAAGGAAAAGAGGAAGACCAAAGAACACAUUACGCCGAGAAAUGGAGAUAGACAUGAGAAAAAUGAACAAGAAUUGGAUGGAAUUAGAAAAGAAGGCCCAGGACAGAGUGGGUUGGAGAAUGCUGGUCAGCGGCCUAUGCUCCAUUGGGAGUAACAGGCGUAAGUAAGUAAGUAAGUAAGUAAUUCUGUGUGAAAAUAAAAAAAAUAAUCGACACUAAAACUACCAGUUAUCGAAUACAAUCUUUUUUCAUUUGUAAAUUAAUUCAUUUCAUCUAUUGAAUUUCGACCAAUAAUAUACUAAACAGUGUGCUAGUUAUUGUAUAGUAUAUUCAAAGAAAAGUAAUUGAACGUAGUACAAGUCAUCAAUUGUGAUAUAUAACGAUUGAAUAAGUGUUUCCACAUUACUUAUUAUCAGAUAGAUCUUAUUUUUUGUUUACAAAUAAACACUUCAAAAGUUUCUAUAUACCUGGAUGCACCGGACGGUCACUUCGUCCUAGUAUGAUAUGUUAAGCUGUGAAGUCAUGUAAAUUAGCUAAGGGAAUUUUACUGUGUUAAAAGUUGACAGUCAGAUUCCAAUAUUCAUUUACAUAUAGAUUUUAGUUAUCGAACAUUUCACUAAGCAGAUUGUAUGUACAUUUAACAGUGAAUAAUUUAUGGUACAGUGAUUUAGAAGAGGUACUCAGCUAACAAUUAUUCAUUCUAGAAUUCAUUAUCAAGUUGUCUAACAAAACAAUAGGUGUUAUUCAUGGCCUCAUACACAGUCAACUUUCCUAUACCUAUCUUACUUUUUUUCGUUAACUUUUGGUUUGAUUCUGUUGAAUAUAACGAGGAUUUUAGCUUUAAUCUUUCGUAACUGCUAAAAUAGUUUGUGAAUUAGGAGAAAUUGUGUCAAUUCUGAUAGUGAAGUAUUUUACUAUUGAUUUGGAAUUAACCACUGUAAUUAAACUCAGUAACUAAGUUACGGGUUUAUGUACUCCUCUUUGAGUCCUACGUUUUAUAUGAGUAAGUAUGGAGUGAGGUUUUAAGUCAAGUAGCUUAACUAUACUAAGCUACCAUGUGAGAAUAAUGACAUUCACCAUUAGCAGGUAAAGUUGUCGUACUGUUACGUCUUUGAUCUGUUUACCCACUGAUAUACAAUAGAUAACUUACCUUGAUUCGAUAGGCUGACUGGUUUAACCUUGAGGCUACAAUCACGUGAGUUCGAAGUAAUACUAACCGCCUUGGGUAGAGAGACGGAAAUCAUUCUAUUACCUGGUUGGUUGACGGGCGCGUGAGAGAGAUAAGACUAGUCAAGUGGAACUCUACUCGAUUGAUUCCCGAUUUCGAUUCACACUCCGAUCCAGAUUAAUUCUAAAAGAUACAUGAAUAAAUAGAUGACCAACAUGAGAACAACGCACAAACAAUUAGGGAAAUGCAAUUAUGUAAGAAACCGGGAAUUAGUGUAGAAAAAGUAGUAGCAAAGGCUACGUUUAAAUUACAAUAACUUUGGAACAAAAAGGUUUAUGACAGUGAAUCAUACAUCAAACGAAAGCUUAUGUUUGUAGUGUUACAAGCUUUGAAUUAAGUGAAAUAAUGUCCCUAAAAAUAGCUUCCUUUGUUAUUCAUGGUUCUUUUUGUUUCUCUGUUCACAUUAAAUACGAAUCUUUGUUUUUAGGCCGUUAGGAAAAUUUCUUUUCCUUGCUUAUAUUUUAGCAGAGUGUCAGAUAGACCAUCAUAUGUUUGUUUAUUUUAAUGUCAUAAUUAUAUCUUCUAAUGAAUUACCAGAUUUAUUCACUUAUUAUAUUUGGAUAAAAAACUAAACAAAAUAUUGAAGGUUUUCGAUGAACUAUGUUGUUACUUUUAUUCCGUUACUCUUAGCAAGCUAUUUCGGGUAAGCUGGACAAAUCACGUUUUGGAUUCGUUGUAGCAAAAGGUAUUAAAGAUGUGUUUGGUCUCGGUAAUGCAGUGGAUACUAGUUCUAAGGAUUUUAAAAAGCCUUCCGCACGAUUUCAUGCCAGUGGUGUUUUGUCUGCAGGUCCUUCAGCAUCUGUUAGGUCAUCUAGUCCAAAUCCUGGUUCGGAUCGGAAUACAGCUGCUCCUUCUAUGACUGAACACUGUGGUCCUCGUCUUAUAGUCUUUGUUGUUGGAGGUUUCACGUUAUCAGAAGCCAGAGUGGGUUACCAGUUAACGCAAAGAUGUAAGGAAACCCGUCUUGCAGCUAGUGAUAAGAAUACAAAUAAAAUAAAUACACCUACAACAGAAAAUAUUUCAACAAUCCCCGGUGGAGGAGUUGGUUGGAACUGGGAAGUUGUACUUGGUGGUACACACUUGUUGACACCAAAAAUAUUUCUGGAUAAUCUUGAAGGCAUUGCAAAAAUCAUAAUGCCACCAGUUUCAAGUACACCAAUACCUGAAUCAGUACUUCGUCGUGUCUCAAUUAUGAAUCCUUUUCGAGGGUGAAUUAUUGUAGCCAUUAUUUAGUCCAUAACAAUUGGAUUUGGGCUAUUCUCGACUACGCCAUGAUUGACAUGUCAUUAUCAGUUAUGAUUAUUUGCAAUAAGUCUGUAAUUUUUUUAUUACCGAGACUACAUUCCAUAAUAUCUAUUUUUGCUUAUCAACUGUGAUUUUCUUCUACUGUAGAAGACUAUUAUCUGUUGUUAAUCUUUUCUGUGUUAACAUAUCUCAGUGAGAAAGCUGUCCAUGUCAUUUGUAAUUUUUUUUUCCAAAAAAAUGGAAAAACUAUUUGUUUUUUUUCUAAAUUUAAUUUUUGAAACCCCUGAAAGAAAGAUGUUCAUGUGCAAGCAUUCACUAGCUUGAUAUAAUGAUGUUCGUUUUUACUGAAUCUAUUUUUUUCUAUUGUAACUUGGUGUGUAUGUGUGAAUGACCAGAAAUAUUGCCUUAAAUUACAUUG